This is a messenger RNA of Rubroshorea leprosula, 1648 nucleotides long. The record is from the annotation of a GenBank genome assembly. Lineage: Eukaryota; Viridiplantae; Streptophyta; Magnoliopsida; Malvales; Dipterocarpaceae.
CCUAAUCUCCUUAAGUUUCUUCUCCCUCAAAUCAUUCCGUCCCCCUGUCCAGAUAUCCACUUCGGCCUCCCCAGUUACUGUUGUGGAGGAACGAUUUGUCGAGAAAAUAGAGGUAGAACAAGAUGUUGCUGAUGACUUGUUUACGGAUAUUUACCAUUCAGCGGAGGUGUUCCGGCUGAAUUACGCGGAGAUGAACAGGAAAUUCAAGGUUUACAUUUACCCUGACGGAGAUCCAAACACGUUUUACCAGACGCCGCGGAAGCUCACAGGGAAGUACUCCAGCGAGGGCUACUUUUUCCAGAACAUAAGAGAGAGUAAGUUCCGUACGGAGGAUCCAGAUCAGGCUCACCUUUUCUUCAUCCCUAUUUCAUGCCACAAGAUGCGAGGCAAGGGAACAUCCUAUGAAAAUAUGACCAUAAUCGUCCAGAAUUAUGUAGACAGCUUAAUGGCUAAAUAUCCUUACUGGAAUAGAACCCUUGGAGCAGAUCAUUUCUUUGUCACUUGUCAUGAUGUUGGUGUGCGGGCAACUGAAGGAGUUCCAUUUCUUGUAAAGAAUGCCAUUCGAGUUACCUGCUCUCCUAGCUAUGAUGUUGGAUUCAUUCCACACAAAGAUGUUGCUCUUCCUCAAGUGCUGCAACCAUUUGCUCUUCCGGCUGGAGGAAAUGAUUUGGAAAAUCGGACAACUCUUGGUUUUUGGGCUGGUCAUCGUAACUCCAAGAUUAGAGUUAUAUUGGCACGUGUAUGGGAAAAUGACACUGAACUUGAUAUUUCAAACAACAGAAUAAGUAGGGCUGCUGGACCCCUUCUGUACCAGAAGAGAUUUUUCAGAACUAAAUUUUGUAUUUGCCCGGGUGGCUCUCAGGUCAAUAGUGCCCGCAUAACUGACUCAAUUCAUUAUGGAUGUGUACCUGUAAUAUUGUCCAACUAUUAUGACCUGCCCUUCAAUGACAUUCUUGACUGGCAAAAGUUUGCAGUCAUACUUAGGGAGGUUGAUGUGUACCAGCUUAAACAAAUCCUCAAAAACAUAACAGAUGAGGACUUUGCUUCACUUCACAAGAAUGUAGUAAAGGUCCAGAAACACUUCCAAUGGAAUUCACCACCCAUAGAUUAUGACGCAUUCCAUAUGGUUAUGUAUGAACUUUGGUUACGCCAUAGUGUUAUCAAAUACUAAUUUGUUAAUUUGUUGAACGUAGAUAGCACCAUUCAUUUUUGCCUAAAAGCUUGUAAAUUACUCAAGUCUUAUCCUUCACAAUCAUGAAGGUUUUGAAAGGUCAGCUGUGUCUGUUCUUCAUAGUUUAGAUUUGCAUUGUAUGUAUACUUCAAUAUUUUGUUCCAUUAUAAUAGAAAUUAGUGGUCUAAUCACUUGGCAUGAGGUCUGAAAAGCUCUAACCUAGACGGAUUAACAGCUGAUCUGUGAGUCUGCAGCUCAAAUUGUUUCAUCACUCACCCUUGAGCUUCGACGUUCCAGCAACUGAAAAAUAUGGUACUUCUGUUUCUUUUGUUUUUACAAGGUGCUUUUUCAUGUUUAUUGGAUACCCUUUCAGUAAGUUGCAUGCUUGUCUUUUGGCCAUCCAACAAUGUGCGUAUAUGAAUGCCUGUUUUAUACUUGCAUUUACCAAGAUGAAAUGCGUCACUUGAUCAAGUUGGG